GUCAGUUUCCUGAUAGCUCCAAACAGAGCACGUUGUGUGAUUUCUUUUUUGUUCUCGUCCCGCAGCUUUAUCAAUUAAGAGCCCCAAAGAAUGGCGAACCACCACACCGUUGUUGACCUGCGCUCGGACACCGUUAGCCAGCCCACGGAUAAGAUGAGGCAACGGAUGGCCAACGCCAUCGUUGGGGAUGACGUAUACGGCGAGGAUCCCACCGUCAACGAACUGGAGGCGCGGACAGCGGCCAUUUUCGGCAAGGAGGCGGGCCUCUUUGUGCCCAGCGGCACCAUGGGAAAUCUACUGGCAAUUAUGGUUCACUGCCAUCGCCGCGGCACGGAGGCCCUGGUCGGCGAUUUAUCGCACAUCUUUCUGUACGAGCAAGGUGGAGCCUCGCAUUUGGCCGGAGUCCAAUUAGCCACUCUGAAGAACGAACAGGAUGGCACUUUCAGCCUCCAGGAGCUGCGCCGCAGGAUCCGACACGAUGAUUGCCACGAGCCCAUCACUUCGCUGGUCGUGGUAGAGAACACCCACAACAUUUGCGGCGGCAAGGUGGUACCUCUGGCCUUCCUGGACGAGCUGGCCGCUUUGGUGCGUCAACCGGGCGUGGGCACUGGUAACGCCCGCAUUGCCCUUCAUAUGGACGGAGCGAGGGUCUUCAAUGCGGCCGCCGCCUUGGGCGUGGGCGUGGAGCGUAUUUGCCGCGACUUUGAUUCGGUAUCUAUCUGCCUCAGCAAGGGCUUAUCGGCCCCCGUGGGAUCCGUGUUGGUGGGCACCAAAGCCUUCAUUUCGGAAGCACAUCGACUACGCAAGGCCUUGGGUGGCGGCAUGCGGCAGGUGGGCAUCUUAGCAGCAGCCGGCCUUGUUGCCUUGGAGGAAGUGGUUCCACUUCUGGGCAAAGAUCAUGAGCGGACCAAGAGAAUCGCCCAAGCUAUUUACGAGCUGAAAAGUCCCAACAUCACCGUGGAUCUGGAGACUGUGCAGACCAACAUACUUCUGGUGGAAAUUACACAACCCAAGCUGACUGCCAGUGAGUUCUCCACGCGUUUGGGAACCAUUGAAACCGGAGAGGUAGAUGCCGGAGUGGCGGAUAAAAGUGGUGCAGGAAUUGUGGUGAAGGCCAGUGCCAGGGACUGGGCAUUUGCCAGAUUGGUGCUUUACCACCAAGUGGACGACGAGCAAGUGGAGCUGGCAAUCAGGAAGCUGAAGUACGUCAUUGGGCAGUACGACCAGAGAUGGCCCAGGGCCUAGAGUUUUGUGAUUCUUUUGAAUAUUACUAAAAAGACAAACACACAA
Drosophila eugracilis is the source of this 1290-nucleotide messenger RNA. Its product is annotated as probable low-specificity L-threonine aldolase 2. The transcript is spliced from 6 exons. The record is from RefSeq and is a predicted model, not a curated record. Gene Ontology annotation, biological process: L-threonine catabolic process; glycine biosynthetic process. NCBI's taxonomy places the organism in Eukaryota, Metazoa, Arthropoda, Insecta, Diptera, Drosophilidae. Gene Ontology annotation, molecular function: L-allo-threonine aldolase activity. Gene Ontology annotation, cellular component: cytosol. Bases 91 to 1245 code for a protein of 384 amino acids.